Messenger RNA from Xyrauchen texanus (razorback sucker), 9532 nucleotides. It is a transcript of the gene ankfn1b, whose product is annotated as ankyrin repeat and fibronectin type-III domain-containing protein 1. The coding region runs from base 83 to 4177 and encodes 1364 amino acids. Gene Ontology annotation, molecular function: protein binding. The record is from RefSeq and is a predicted model, not a curated record. Gene Ontology annotation, biological process: establishment of mitotic spindle orientation; signal transduction; regulation of establishment of bipolar cell polarity. The transcript has 23 exons. Gene Ontology annotation, cellular component: spindle. NCBI's taxonomy places the organism in Eukaryota, Metazoa, Chordata, Actinopteri, Cypriniformes, Catostomidae.
CACUGCUGGUGACCACGCUCGUGGACUAAAGCAAGACGUUAUCUUUGAAUGCGGACACACAUGCACACACGCAGGGCACAGAAUGGCAAGUUUCGGGAAACUUACGGAUUACUUUAGCCGUCGGCGUUCCAGAGACGAGCUCGUGGCUCGGAGAGAUGCCCGACGCAGUGGCAGUUACUGCUGCACAGUGGCCGAAGCCAGGUCAUUGGAGCGACGGCUACAGAGGCCCAAGUUGGCCAAAUCCAGGACAUUACCCAGCAUUCCCCAGUCCCCCGCUGUCAGCCGGAUGCAACCAUCAGAAAAUGUUUCUGAACGUGAACGCCACCCACGUCUUCCCUCCAGUCCUGGUGGUCUUGAAGCUUGUACGCUCCCCCCGGCAGGUGAGAUGUGGCAUCUAGAAGAUGAAAACGACGGGGACGUCCCUCCGGGCACGGUCGACCUCCGUCCGCGCUCUCAGUCGCCAUUCUCACAUUUCCGUCGUCGGGCGGCGUAUCUAAGGAAAAGUAUUUCGGCGGAUGACCACCUGGCUGAUUCUGAAUUUGAGCCCACCAAGGCGGAGGGGAGGAGCUUAGCCGACCCCAAAGUUAAACUGAAAAGGAAGUUUAGUUUGGGCUCCAUAGACAGGAAGGGGACACGUCAGAGAAGGAGUGAGUCUGGGAUUGUGAAGUUAACCCAGCGACUCUCUUUGAAAGACAAACACUUGAAGGAGGACAGGAGCCUGCAGUCUAGACCCCCGGCCUACAGGAGGCGCUCUCUCAGCGUGGACUGGGCCGAAUCCGAAAUGACUCAACAAAUCCCAGAGCCUCAUCCUCUGAUCUCACGCAAGUAUUCCAGUGCGUCAUGUUCAUCUCCUCCGAGCGCGGCGCGACGCCUCUACAGAAACCUGUCUGGAAAGUUCCGCACAGCGAAUCUGCUGCAGGAGGAUGCGGCGCUCAUGGGCCAGUCGGACAAGGAUCAGUCGCACAAAACCUCAGUGUUUCAGAGUAAUGAAGCUCUGUUUGAAGCCGUGGAGCAUCAGGAGCUGGACGUGGUGGAGUCGCUGUUAAACACAUUCAGCUUGGAGGAGUUGGAUUUAAACACUCCCAACAGUGAGGGACUGCUGCCCCUCGAUAUCGCCAUCAUGACCAACAACGUCCCCAUGGCUAAACUGCUGCUAAGGGCCGGUGCCAAAGAAAGCCCCCACUUUUUAAGUCUUGAAGGCAGAGCUGCUCACUUAGCCUCGCUGGUGCAAGAGGCGGAUCAUCGUAUAGCUGAGCUAGUCGCCCAGGUGACGGGGGAGGAGCCAGUGGAGAGGGAGGAGUCUAAGAGAGAGAGACAGCUGAAGGUGUGGGAAUGGAAGCUCCGCCUCUACAAGCGCAUGCAGACAGGAUAUACACACGCAAGUCCUCCCGAGCCACCCAGUGCAGUCCAUCUCUCUGUCAGCAGUAACACCAGUCUCAGAGUCCACUUCCAAGAGCCACUUUGUCACAAUUCUGCUGUUAUUACCAAAUACCGUGUGGGUUGGAGCAGCGUUCCUUCAUUCAGCCCGUUACUGGGUGAGACGAUCAUUGAAGAUGUGACGCAACUGCAGUAUGACAUCACCGGACUUACAGCGGGCACCUGUUAUUAUGUCCAGAUAUCAGCAUAUAACAUGAAGGGUUGGAGUUCACCUCAAACAUCUGAACCUGCAUGGGCUACACCCUCGAGUUGGAGGGAUGUGGACGGGCUAUCAUCUCGCCAGAGGGGCGUGAACGAGGCGUUAGAGCUUCUCCUGGUGCAACUUAAAGGGGCACAUCGUCACUGCUCAUGCCACGAGCAGUGCAAAGCCCCGGCAAACAGGAAACACUCGGUGUCUAAAAGCCUCAGGCAUCUCUUCCAGCCCACCAGCAAAUUUGUAAAAAAUCUGAAAAGAGGUCUGUAUCUGGCCUGUGUUUUCUACAAAGAUGAGAAUAUUCUGGUCACUCCAGAAGACCAGUUGCCUAUCGUGGAGGUGGACGACUCUUUCAGCUGUCAUGCGCAGGAUUUCCUCUGGUUUACAAAGGUGUCGCAUCUCUGGGAGGAGCUCGGCUGGAUGCAGCAAUGCAUCAGUCCUGCACACGCCUCCAGUUCCUGCACGCUUCUGUCGCGACUCAAAUUGCUUCAGGCUGCUGCACAACUACAAGCACUUCUCGGCAUGGUGGAUCUGGGUCAGGUGUAUUUUGAGCCGAUUAAAGAUAAGCACGGUAAUGCAGUGUUGGUGUUGAUGAGAGCCAUGAGCUCGUGUGCGCCGCUGGAAGGCGUUCGCUGGAUUCCCGUCAGCAAAUUCCAGCUGCAGCGCAGGUCUUCCUCAUCUUCAUCAGAAGAGGCCACCGCACUGGAGACCCUGCUCUCCACACUACACGAGAAACAGUCCUAUCACUGGCGCAGCAGGAAGUGUUUGUCCGCCGGUCUGUAUCUGGGUUACCUGAAGUUGUACACCUCAGUAGACCAGAUCAGAGUGCUGGUGUCACAAAAACAUCCAAAUGUGCUGUGUCACACCAAAAUACGAGACAACGGCCACGUCUCCAGAGAGGAAUGGCAGUGGCUGCAAUCCUUGACUUCGCUCGAGGACAGCGUGCAGGUGUGCGCCGAUACACAAAGCGCUCCGCAUCGCCUCCUACUGGACCUGCGAAAUGCUGCCAAAGAUUUGCUCGGCUACAUCAACAUUCCUAACAACCAGGCGCAGGAUUUCCGUAUUUAUGUAAAGGAGGUAGUAGAGUUGGGUGAGGGUGUGUCCUUUCUGUUGCUCCUCCCUCCAUGUGAGGAGGUGUGUUCACCCCCCGGUCAAAACCAUCUGUGCUCGCUGCGCUCGGGAUUCUUCACUCUACCACUGCAGAUCUUUGAGUUGGUUCAUUUUGAGUCAUACUGCCCUAGUUUCAUUGCUCUGUAUUGCCGUGUAUCUGCUCUGUUGGGUCUGGAGUCUCUGAUGUCCCAGCAGUCUCUGCGGGAAGCCUUCUCGGAGUCGGAGCUUAUCGCUGCCAAACAAAAACAUCAGCAGACUGAAGAGUAUUUGCAGCAUAUGGAGGACCUGUGGCGUGAUGCCAGGUGGAUGGUAGAGGUUCUGCAGUCUGCUCGAUACAAACAGCAGAGCUCUGGAGUGAGUCUGGGCUGGAUUAUAGACUUCUCCAAAGAGAGUAUUCCAGAAAAAACAGCUUCCACCUCCUCACAACUCGACUACCUGCCCUCUCCAACCCCUUCACCAGAAACUACACGUAAACUCAACGAUCCCCACAGUCUGUCUGAUGAAGACGAUACAUCUGAGGUCUUCCUCACCACUGACAGCGAGUAUACCUCCAGUGUUUCCCAAAGCACCAGAGAACUGGACCUUCUUCCACCCUCCCCGACCAGCUUCCGAUCCGUACCGUCCUCCCACCCUUCCUCCUCGUCACAGUCGUCACCCCUCUCCUCUCAGUACCAGCCCGACGUCCUGCAGACCGGAGGAGGAAGUGUUAUCGGUGUGAGCAGACGGGAGAACACGGGACUGAACAUGUUCGAUAGUGACUUCAUCCUUCCGAGUCGUCAGAUUGAACUGUUACGAGUCACAGAGAAGAGAACAGCGCUGUGUGUUCGCACGAGUAGCCUGGAAUACCCGGCCCCUGUCCCGACACCAGCCACGCCCACCAGCUCCGCCUCCCAUAAAGGCUGGGCACGCCCUUCCUCAUUUGAUCUUUGCUUUUCCACCCGCGAGCCCCGCCCUACGCCUGUCCGCACCCUAUCAGAGGACAGCGGUGUGCAGCGACUCUCCGCCCACUCAAAUGGUUCGCCUCUGAGAACGUGCCACACCACGCUGAGGGUUUACCCACAAUACCGGACUGGGUUACCCAAAGACACCAGUGUAAAACUACGGGCGACUACAGAGACGUCGGCUAAAGAGAUGGUCCGUUUAGUAGUGCAGGAGAUCAACUCUGUUUGUCGCCACCUGCAGAAAGCCGUCCAGCAGUGCACAUGUGCGCCGGAACCAUGCGGCUACCCGUCGUGUAUGUCCGAGGUGUGUGUGUACAAAACCGAGCAGCUGGAGCACUUCGGGCUCGUUCUGUUGGUGGAGGGGCGAGAGAAAUGGCUUCAAGAUGAUUUCUGUCCACUCACACUACAGAAUCCCUGGACUCGUGGGAAACUGUGCGUCCGUUUCAAAGAGUACUCGCCACUUGCGCUGCAGUACAGCCGAGCCACUACUGUUUGACACAAAUGGACAGUUACGAUCACUGGAACUAACACUCGUGUACAUAGACGCACUCUUACACACUGGCUAAGUGCAUCGACUACUGAUUUUCGGUGUUUUCCUUGUUGUUUAGUUUUGAUGUCACUUCACAAGGUCUUACCAUGGGUUGACUAGAACUGUACGGGUGUACUGUACUAAGUAUGGAUGGGCUUUGAUUAUCACCACUUUCAACUGCACUACACAAGCUUUGACUCUUAAAGGGAUAGUUCACCUUAAAAUGAAAAUUGUGAGGCUAACGUUCUGCCUAACAUUUCCUUUUGUGUUCCAGGACUCUGAAAAAAGUUUGGAGCUCAACGGAAGAACAAAACGCAGGUGUCUUGAAUUUUAAAAAUUGUCAACUUGACACGUCGUCUUAGAAAUGCGAUGCUAAUGCAAGGGAUGCUGGGAAAAAUGGAAUGAAACAAAACCCAGGUGUCUCCAUCUACUGUCGCUAAAUGGCGCUAAUGAACAAGACACUGAAAACGUUAGAUGGAGCUGAACAGAAUGGGGAAAAAAAAGUUGACAGUCAUCUUAUAAACGCAACAUAAAUGCACGGGACCGAAGUUAUGCAGAGCGCAACGAAAUAUAAUAAAACAUGUGUCUUGAAUCUUAAAUUUAAACAGUUGCCUAUUUGUCACGCCAUCUUAAAACACAACACUAAUGCAUGGGUUAGUGAAAAACGUAACAUGAAGCGCAACGGAAUAAAACAAAACGUAGAUGUUUCCAGUUUUAAAGUUGAACUAUUCUCAACUUGAUGCGGCAUCUUAAAAAUGCAACACUAAUGCACGGGACACUGAAAGAAGUUACAUGGAGCACAACGGUAUGAAACAAAACGCAAAUAUCUCGUAUUUUAAACUGUUUUCAAGUUGAUAAAGUGUCUAAAAACGUGACAUUAAUGCGCAGGACACUGAAAAACGUAACAUGGAGCGCAACAGAAUGAAACCAAGCGCAGGUGUCUCGACAAGUAUUUAAAAGUUUAACUCUUUCAACUUGAAAUGGGGUAUAUUGCUUGGGCAAACAGAAUGGGACACGACACAGGUGUCACCAAUUCUAAACUUGAACUGUUUUCAGUCUUGUAUGGAUAAAAACGUAACCUUUUUAACUAGAUAUGUUGUCUUAAAAAAUGUGACGCUAAUGCAUGAGAUAAAAGUAAAUAAAUAUGAGAUAAAAAAUUCAACGGCAAUGCGUGGGAUGCUGAGAAAGUUACACGGAUCACCACAGAAUGGAACAAAACACAGGUGUCUCCAAUUUUACAUUUGAACUGUUUAAAACUUACAAGCCCUCUUAAAAUGGCACUGAAAACGUUAGAGCGUAACAGAAUGAAAAUAUAAUGCAGGUGUCACAAGACUACAUUUUUUAAAGUUUCACUGUUUUCAACUUGUUGCAUUCUUUUAAAAAUGGCACGCUAAUGAAAAACGUAUAUUUAAAGUUAUAUUUAGGUAUUUCAAUUUCUUAACAAAAUUCUAUCAAAUUUAAUAGAGUAAUCUUUAAUAAAAUUAAAUAAAAAAUAAGUAAAUAUGUUGUUUUAUUAAUUUCAUUUGGUUAAAAAUUACACAAUUUAAUUUGAUGGAAUUUUGUAAUGAAAUAAAAAAAAUAUUUAAAUCUUAAAAAUGGGCUGAUUCAUGUGUAAUAUAUUCCUUCACAUUCUAAUCUAGGCCAAAGUACAUCACAUAUAUUAUUGCAUAAUAGAUAUAAUUACUUUAUGUACAUUUCUUUUGCGUUAAUUUAUGAUAAGAAAUGUAUCAAAUUUAUGCAUUUGAAAGUUCGAUUGGGGGCCAGCGGAAUGGAACAAAACGCAGGUUUCUCAAGACUCUUUAUUUUAGGGGUUUGGGUAUCUCAGCGAGUAUUGACACUGACUAACACACCUGGAGUCGUGAGUUUGAAUCAAGGGUGUGCUGAGUGACUCCAGCCAGGUCUCCAAAGCAACCAAAUUGGCCCGGUUUCUAGGGAGGGUAGAGUCACAUGGGGUAACCUCCUCGUGGUCGCUUUAAUGUGGUUCUCGCUCUCAGUGGGGCGCGUGGUGAGUUGUGCGUGGGUAACACGCUCAACAAGCCACGUCAUAAGAUGCGUGGAUUGACGGUCUCAGUCACGGAGGCAACUGAGAUUCAUCCUCUGCCACCCGGAUUGAGGCAAGUCACUACGCCACCACGAGGACUUAGAACAAAUUGGGAAUUGGACAUUCCAAAUUGAAAAAAAAACAAAACAAUAAUAAUAAAUCUUUAUUUUAAAGUUGCACUGUUGUCAACUUAACACGCAGUAUACUUAAAGAGCACCUAUUAUAUUUUUUCAAAUACGACCUUUCAUAUAGUGUGUUAUAUCGCUGUUUGUGAAUGUUAAAAAUGUCUGCUAAGUUUAAAAAAUCAAAGUGCACCACAAAUGGAGUUAUUGACUCCCAAAUGAAAGAACCCUGAAACGAGUCGUUAGUAAAUCCAGACUUCAUGUACUUACGUACGUAAUUUGGUAACAAAACACCCGCCUCUGGUCUUCAUUGGCUGCUCGUGAACAGCUUUGACCCGCCCUCAAACACUACACUAAGCGGUAGACCAAUCACAACAGACUGGGACAUCUGACCAAUCAGAGCAGAGUCGGCUCUCUGAAAGGAGGAGCUUAGAAUGGAUCAUUGAACGAGUUGUUUUUGACACUGGGAAUAAACGGUGAUACUGCAAUUUAAAUUAAGAGCACAUGAAAGUGUUUUUUGACCUUUGAUGCAUGUAAAUAUAUUGUAUGAGACCUUUAAAACUAAAUUAGCCACGUUUAAAAAACAUAAUAGGUGCUCUUUAACAAACGAUAUUGCACGGGAUACCUAAAAAAAAGUUACACGGAGUCCAACGGAAUUGAUCAAAACACAGGUGUCUUAAAUUUUAUAUCCAAAUUGACACAGCUAUUCAAAACGGCACGCUAAUCCAUGAGACACUGACAAAGUUAGACGGAGCUCAACAGAGUGAAACUAAACGGGUGUCACGAGACUCAUUUUAUCACUGAAAAAUAAUCUAAAACGUUAGACUGAGCAGAAUGAAGUGGAACAACACAGAGCUAUAGUUCAACUAUUUUGAACUUAAUACGGCAUCUUCGGGACGCUGAAAAAUAGCAUCACCAUGGAAACCAAUUAAAAGCAGUGCAGACGGACACAAGAACAAUGCCUUUGUGAACGGCCCCUUAAAUUGCUACUUUUAAUGUAUAGCCCUAAAUCGGUUGUAGAAUGUGGUUGUCACACCUGUACAUAACAAGACAACUGUAUUUAGCUGUAGUGCUUGUUGCCAUGGAUACAUCAGAACAAAACACAUAAAAGCACAUUCUUGCUUGACAACACAUUCUCCGUAACCUGUCACUUUAAUAAGUCUAUCUGAAUAAUUGUAAUGUACCAGAAGGUGUCAUAUCAUUAACAAAAGCUCUUCCAGGAGUGUUCACAAGUGAAACGUUUACAGAUGGUGGUUUGAUAUCACCAAACAAACAUUACGUCCUGCACUGCAGUGUCCAUUCUUCCUCAGGAUACUGUUCUACCCUUCCAUCAAAUUUCCAUACAGUCACGCCUGCCAAAAGAAACAUGGACUUGUCCAAACUGUGAAGGAGUCUUUGGGAUCCUCUUGACACCGUGUCCUAACCAGGUGCAACAACACAGUUUUUCUGUCCACACUGGAAGUGAAGCAAAGUGUGAAGCGAAGUCACGACCAAUCGGAUCAUACUUUCCGACAAAUAUCUCGCUCAUGUCAAAAACUCUUGAAUGUUGUUUUUAUGGUGUCGUGUCUGGUUGGGACUGAGGUUUGAGAGACUGUCAUGCCACAAAUGAACUAUGACGUAUUUCUAUAACAGAUGCACUUCAGAAUAAAUCUACAUACAAGAAGAACAGUAGCUAUAUCCAAAUGAAAGUGUCGUUUUGAUCAUAUACUGUAUGUAAAGGGACGAACAGACACGACGAUCAAACAACUCUUGUAGAAGAAAAUAAAGCACGUUGUUUCUGCAGGGCUGGACUUCUGUUUUGUGGUUCGCAGACGGACUAUUCCGGUUCCUAAAGUCUUGAUUUGUUCAUCGAGAGCGAGCCGUUUGAUCUUGUUACAGUGCUGUGGAGUUAUUAUCGAUAUUGUGUUUACUGUCUGUAUUUCACAACUGAAUGACGGAAACACACACACACACUAUUGUAGAGGAAACGUUUGAUGCAAUAAUAUUUGACACUGUUGAAGAAAAGUUUUCUUCCUAACACACUUGGACAAAGUCGCUCUCAUGUGUGGAGUCACGCACAAAUACACACUCAGAAGAUGAUACACAACCUUUGUUGAUUUGGCAUGAUUGAAGAUGUAAGAAUUGUUCUGAUGUGUGCGUGUGCGCGCAUGAUCCUUGCAUGAGCUCAUAGUCUUAUGCCUGUCCAUUAGAUGAAAGCAUAGUUUGGAGCAGCUGCUGUGUGUGUGUGUGUGUGUUUUGUGUGUGUGUGUGAGAGAGAGAGAGAGAGAGAGAGAGAGCGAGAGAGAGUGUUUGUGUGUGUGUGUGUGAGAGAGAAUUUGUUUGUUUGUGUGUGAGUGUAUGUUUGUGUGUGUGUGUGUGUGUGUGUGUGUGUGAGAGUGUCUGUGUGUGUCUGUGCCUGUGUGCGUGUGUGUGUGUGUGAGAGAGAGAGUGUGUUUGUGUGUGUGUGUGCGUGUAUGUGUGAGAGUGUUUGUGUGUGUGUGUGUUUCUGUGUGAGAGUGUUUGUGUGUGUGUUAGUGUGUGUGUGUUAGUGUGUAUGUGUGAGAGUGUUUGUUUGUGUGUACGUGUGAGAGUGUGUGUGUGUGUGUGUGUGUGAGAGUGUUUGUUUGUGUGUGUGUGUGUGAGUGUUUGUGUGUGUUUGUGUGUGUGUGUGUGUGUUUGUCUGUGUGUUUGUGUGUGUGUGUGUGUGUGUGUGGACAGACAGAUAGAUAGAUAGAUAGAUACUGUAGAUAGACGGACGGACGGACGGACGGAUGAAUGAAUAGACAGACAAACUCUCAGACAGAUUUUCACACACAUACAGUUGCACCCAAAAUGUAUUUGGACACUUACGUCACACUUAAAAAUGUCUGAAUGUCAUUUCAUUAGAUAACAAAAUAUGAAAGUAUCAUGUGCACACAAAUGCUGUCCAGGUGAUUUUUAGAGUAUGAAUGAAGUCAGUUGGAGUUUGAAAGUGAAUGGUGACUGAGGCUAACAUUCGGACGAACAUCUCCUUUUGUGUUCCACUGAAGAAAAGUCAUACAGGUUUGGAACAACACUGGGGUGGGUAAAUGAUGGAAGACCAUUUCCAAAUACUACUACUGCUUGUGUGAUCUUUCUUUAAAAUAAACCGCACUUGCAUUGAUCUUUUAUCUAAUGCCAUGAUUUUUUUAAAGAUAUGUU